AUGGCCCCGAACGUCGAGAUCUCCAUCCCCACCGCCAGCACCUCACACACCUCUCCCCCCUACACAAUCUACAACAUCACCCUCCGCCUACCUCUCCGCUCCUUCACCAUCUCAAAGCGCUACUCCGAUUUCGUCGCGUUCAACAGCACUCUCAUUGCGCAGACGAACAGCCCACCGCCCGCCCCUUUACCAGGGAAGCACUGGUUCUCCAACACCGUCUCCAACACAAACCUGUGCGAAGAACGCCGACAGGGCCUCGAAACCUACCUCUGCGCAAUCAACGAAGCCGAGGAUGCACGGUGGCGCAGCACCAGCGCAUGGCGCGCAUUUCUCAACCUCCCCAGCUCCGCCAGCACCCAGACCACAUCCGCGAAGCUCCACGCCGCCAUCACCGAGCCCGGCGCGCCGGGCUCGCAGAGCGCCAUCACGGACCCGACUCUGUGGCUCGACUGCUACCGGGACAUGAAGUCUCAUCUGCACGAUGCACGGCUGCAUCUCACGCGGCGGGACCAGGAGACGACGCCGCAGAAGCAGCAUGAGAGCUCGGCGCGGGCGAAGAGCAGUCUGGUGCGAGCGGGACAUCUGAUCGGGGCGCUGGAGGAUGGGUUGAAGAACCUGGGCGAGGCGAGUGAUGGUGGGAAGCGCGGUGGAUGGGGAGCGGGGAAUACGCUGGGCGAAGGGGAGAUUCGGCGGCGCAAAGACCUGUUGGUCAACGCGAGGAAGGAGAAGGAUGGAUUGGAGGAUUUGUUGAAUGCCAUAGCUACGAAAAGCAGGAUUGAUAAUGCAGUUGCCUCGAUCCAGGAUAAGGAGGCGCUGGUUGGCUCCGCGAGUAGGAAGCCUGCUCGGUCCGGGAGGGUGUUGGGUAAAGAGACGGAGCGGACCCGGGAGCUGGACAAUCAGGGCGUUGUGCAGCUUCAGAAGCAAACGAUGGAGAGUCAGGACAUGAGUAUUGAGGAAUUGAGGAAGAUUGUGCACCGGCAAAAAGAGCUCGGGAUUGCCAUCAACGCCGAGCUGGAAAUCCAGAAUGAGCUCCUGAAGCUCACAGACGAAGAUGCGGACAGAUUACAAAAGAAAGUCGAUAUCGGCAAGAAGAGGAUUGGGAAAAUCUCCUGA
This is a messenger RNA of Aspergillus clavatus NRRL 1, 1113 nucleotides long. Its product is annotated as Qc-SNARE protein. Lineage: Eukaryota; Fungi; Ascomycota; Eurotiomycetes; Eurotiales; Aspergillaceae. The transcript is spliced from 2 exons. The record is from RefSeq and is a predicted model, not a curated record. Gene Ontology annotation, molecular function: phosphatidylinositol binding. The coding region runs from base 1 to 1113 and encodes 370 amino acids.